Molecule: messenger RNA, 1562 nt
Organism: Telopea speciosissima
Lineage: Eukaryota; Viridiplantae; Streptophyta; Magnoliopsida; Proteales; Proteaceae
Product: serine carboxypeptidase-like 26
Exons: 11
Coding region: 94-1548 (484 amino acids)
Biological process (GO): proteolysis
Cellular component (GO): vacuole
Molecular function (GO): serine-type carboxypeptidase activity
Source: RefSeq, a predicted model, not a curated record
ACAAAAAAAUAGUAAUAGCAGAGCAGAGUGAGUGGAGUGAGGAAUUGCAGAAGGAAACCGUACCUCAUCUUAAGAAUACAAACUUGGAAGAAAAUGGCUUCACGCACAGCCUCUGCGGCAUCGCCUCUCUUCCUUCUACUUUCAGUGUUUGGGUUUAUUAUUGGAUUUGGGUCAUUCUUUGUUACAGGCAUUAAUGCUUCAGCGCAAACCUACACCAACCCAUUACCUGAAACCCAGCAAUCUGAUAGGAUAACUUUUCUCCCAGGUCAGCCCUCAAACCCACCGAUCUCACACUUCUCCGGCUACAUCACUGUCCAUCCAGGUAGGGCUCUGUUCUACUGGUUUUUUGAAGCUCAAUCUCAACCAACCAAGAAGCCUCUCCUUCUCUGGCUUAAUGGAGGUCCUGGUUGUUCAUCAAUUGGAUAUGGUGCUGCUGUUGAAUUGGGCCCUCUUCGUGUUAAAAGAAGUGGAGUUGGACUUAAGUUCAAUAAAUAUGCUUGGAAUAAAGAAGCAAAUUUGUUAUUCGUGGAAUCUCCUGUGGGAGUUGGGUUCUCAUAUACCAACACUAGUUCUGAUCUCACCAAAUUAGAUGACAGUUUUGUGGCCGAGGAUGCCUACCAUUUCUUGGUCAAUUGGCUGAACAGAUUUCCACAAUUUAAAGCUCAUGAUUUCUAUAUAUCAGGAGAGAGUUAUGCAGGUCACUAUGUGCCUCAACUAGCCGAGCUUGUGUAUGACCGAAACAAGGAUCAGAAGAACUAUCCAUUCAUUCACCUGAAAGGUUUCAUAGUAGGAAAUCCUGAAACAGAUGAUUUCUAUGAUUCCAAAGGUUUAUUAGAGUAUGCAUGGAGUCAUGCGGUUAUAUCAGACCAAGUCUACCAGAAAGCAAAACGAGUAUGUGAUUUCAAGCUCCUCAACUGGACAGACCAAUGCAACAAUGCCAUGAACUUUGUUUUCCAACCUUACACAGAGAUUGAUAUCUACAAUAUCUAUGCACCUAUUUGCCUCCUCAACACCACUUCAUCUUCUUCAACUAGUCACUAUGAUGUUCUUGCUUCUCGCUUUAAGGUGAAAGGGAAGAGAAAGAGAAUUCUUGGAGGCUAUGAUCCUUGUUACUCUACAUACGCAGAAGAGUAUUUCAAUAGAAUGGAUGUUCGAUUGUCCCUCCAUGUACAUACCACCGAGAAAUGGAGGGUCUGCAAUGAUUCCAUUUUGAAUUCAUACGACUUUACGGUUUUCUCAAUCCUACCCAUCUAUCGCAAACUAAUCAAAGCUGGUCUAAAGAUAUGGGUUUACAGCGGGGACAUGGAUGGUAGGGUACCAGUUUUGGGGACCCAAUACUGCAUCAAAGCUUUGGGUCUGCCCAUGAAAGCACCUUGGCACUCUUGGUUCCACCACCAGCAGGUUGGAGGGAGGGUUGUUGAAUACGAAGGACUAACAUUUGUGACAGUAAGAGGAGCAGGUCACUUGGUUCCCCUCAAUAAACCAAGUGAAGCCUUGAAGCUCAUCAACUCUUUUUUGUCUGGUGGAAAUCUCCCAACAACACACUAGAAGACUAGAAGUAA